Molecule: messenger RNA, 759 nt
Organism: Sesamum indicum (sesame)
Lineage: Eukaryota; Viridiplantae; Streptophyta; Magnoliopsida; Lamiales; Pedaliaceae
Source: RefSeq, a predicted model, not a curated record
GAUCCACCUACCCCACUUUGACCAAGCCACAUUCUUCCUCCCGUAGUUGUCGCCGACCUUCGUGCGACCUAUCACCGUCAUCAGUCUCGUGGCGUGGCAGAUCGUGAUGCCCAUCUAAGCCACACCAUAUCGCUUUGUCGACUCGCAGCUGCCACCCACCAUCGUCGCACGAUGUCCAGCAGCAAGUCGCCACACGCCUCACUCCACAGCUGCGAUGCACACCCAGAUCCAUCGCUCGUGCUCCACCAUGGUAUCAGGUUCAAAGACAUUCAACCCACCUUAUUCAUCCAAAGAUCGUCUCACAAUGAACAAUCGAAAGAAGAAGACAACGAGGGCAAUGACAUCGACGAGGAGAAGAAAGAUGAUAGUGAUAGUGAAGGUGAUGAGGAUAGUGAGGCCAACAAAGAAGAUGAUGGUGAUAGUGAGCGCAAAGAGGAUAAUGAGGCCAACAUGGAGGAUGAUAACCAUACACACAAACAAAAUCAAGCUAUCACCUUGGAUGAUAUUGCCCGACGUAUUGCAUGGAUGGAGGCGAACUUGAUAGACUUAUUUGAAUACGUCAGGCAGAUGCCAAGGCAUCCACCAAUGCCUUGACCGCUAAGGGACAUGCACUUAGGGACGCUCCCUUUCCUCUCUCAAUUUAAAUUUUGUCUUUGAGUUGAAUGUCUAAGUCCACAUUGGGAACAAUGUGGAUUUAAAUGUUGGACUGGUGGUUUAAUGUUUUGGUGUUGAUGGUUGAUUUGUUGGAUUACAUUACUG